GCAUUUUCGUUGGUUUAUUUUCGCGAAGGCUGGUCCUUCCAUUCCAUUUGAUUUUCGUUUCAACAUCGGUGAAUGGAGUAAAGAAUGGAUUCGCAUUGUCCCGUGUUAGUGUUCAUCUUGUUGGUGUGCUGGUCAUGUCCAUCAUACACUGCUGGGCAGUGUACGUGUUCCACAGAUUGUGUUACGAAUUGUGCAGCGGGAUCGUACUUCGACGUCACGUCUUCCAACUGUAUAGCAUGUCCACAAGGCUCAUACUGCCCUGGCGGCAGUCAACCAAAGACAGAUUGUCCGGUUGGUUACUAUGGCAACCAAGUUAGUCAGAAUGCUCUGAGUGAUUGUCAGGCAUGUCCCCCAGGACAGUAUGCAGAUGUUGCCGGUUCAACAAGCUGUAAGGCCUGCCCUGCCGGUAAGGCCUGCCAGACGGACGGUACCAGCACGCCGGUUGACUGUGGUACGGGGCAGUACUCACCGAGUGGAGCGACCGCUUGCACAGACUGCCCUGUCGGCUCCAUGUGUCCGGUGAAAGAUGCGUCGCCCACCCUGUGUAGCGAUGGAGAGUACACGUCUACGACAGGUCAGACGACAUGCCAGCAGUGUCCAGCAGGGUCUGAGUGUCCGAACAGACAGGCGCCCGUCAUGUGUAGCGCAGGGUUUGCCAGUGUCCAGGGUCAAGGUGACUGUACGCCUUGCUCACCCGGGACAUAUGCGGCGACGGCAGGUAAAAGUUCCUGUGACGCCUGCCCUGAAGGAAAGUACUGUACCAAUGCCACGGCAACACCGGUAGACUGCUCCUCGGGUUAUGUUGCUCCUCUCGGGAGUACCAGUUGUACAUUAUGUGCUACAGACAAAGUGCCUGACACAAACAAAGCCAGCUGUGAUCCAUGUCCUGCAGGAAAACAAUGUACCAAUCCCACUCUGACCCCAACAUCGUGUGUCAGUGGUUACUAUGCAACACUGGGAAGUGCUUCCUGCACCCGUUGUCCAGCCGGAAAGUACUGCUCUACCAUCACAGCGGACCCCUUGGACUGCCCUUCAAACCAGUACUCAGCUGAAGGUUGGACGUCAUGUAAACCGUGCCCUGCGGGACUUGAGUGUACAUCGGCUGCCGCAACACCCAGCCAGUGUGCCACCGGGACAUUCAGUGUUUCGGGAUCUGUGACAUGCCAGCAGUGUUCGGCUGUCAACGACGACGUCCUCUUCAGUGUCACCAAGUACCAAGUAGACCACCAGCAGCAAGUAUUCGGGGCCAUGACAUGCCAGCAGUGUUCCGCUGGUAAGUACUGUCCCGCCGGUUCGGAAGCUGAGUUGGCUUGUUCAGAGGGAUAUUUCGCCGCCGCAGGAAGUGGAUCAUGCACCGUAUGUGCUCCUGGGAAAUAUUGUACGACGUCACUGUCUUCCGACUGUCCCAGUGGAACGUACUCCCUCGGCCAACAGACGGCUUGUACCCCAUGUCCAGCUGGCUACGAGUGCGCCAGUACGAGCAGUGCACCGAGCGCCUGCUCCCAGGGAUCGUACAACGUGAACGCGUCGUCAACGUUGUGUCAGCAGUGCCCUGGAGGUUACAUGUGUCCCACGACAACCGCCAUGCCAACCAAGUGUAGUGACGUGAUGGUAAAAGAAGCUAUAGAGAACGACUGCCCAAGUGGAACGUAUGCCACAGGUAACGCCACGGAGUGCACGGUUUGUCCAGCAGGGAAGAAAUGUCCGAACGUCGAUGGAUCUGGAAUCGCUGACUGUGCGGCCGGGACGUAUUCUGUGAAGGGAUCUAUCGAGUGCACAGACUGUCCACCUGGGUUCGGGUGUCCAAGCGUUGACGCCAGUGACCUGAUUGAGUGUCCGCCGGGGACGUACUCCAAGGGAAAACAGCAGACCUGUACAGAGUGUCCACCUGGCUUUAACUGCCCCGUGACCACGAUGGAUCUGAAGAUUGCCUGUGUGGAUGGGACGUACUCCGUGGGAAACCAGACAACAUGUACGAGCUGCCCACCAGGCUAUGAGUGUCCUGACAAGACCACCGCCACAGUAACUGCGUGUCAGCCUGGCGCCUACUCUCUGGGUGGCGCCAAGCAGUGCAGCGUGUGUGAAGAAGGCUACAAGUGUCCCGACGCCACACAGGGACCGGAGUUGUGUCCCUUGGGAUCCUACAGCAGCGGCUCAUCAACUAACUGCACGACGUGCGAGGCUGGGUCUUUCUGCGCUGAACGAGAACUGUCAAGGAAAUCUGAAUGUCCGCCUGGAACGUACUCCAAUAACGGAUCCAUCGCCUGCAAGCCGUGCGAUGCAGGAUACCAGUGUGCUGUCGCCUCCACCACUCCGGCGCCACCUGACGGAAUGUGUGCAAAGGGAGGCUACUGCGAUGGCAAGGAUUUCUUCCCCUGUCCUGCUGGGACGUACAACCCGGUGAACGGGUCGAUCGGCUUGUUAGCAUGUCUUCCAUGUCCAUCUGGAUACUAUUGCGAGGGUCCUGCUGUAGAUGACUAUGAGCAGUAUCCAUGUCCCAUCGGCCACUACUGCUUGAAGGGAACAAUCAUGAGAACCCAGUACCCAUGUCCCGGUGGAACGUUCAACAACAUGACGAACUCUACGAGUUCCCAGGAGUGUCAGCCGUGUCCCGAACGGAGGUACUGUCCUCAGGGAACUCCCGACCUCGGCUACGAGUGUCCCGCCGGCUUCUACUGUGUCGGAAGUCAGGCCUCCGGAUUUCAGAAUGCCUGUCCGAUCGGAACGUACGGACCUUCAACAGGAUUUAUGAACUCGACUGAAUGUGAACCGUGUCCGGCAGGGUUUUACUGUCCGUGGGGCACCCAGGCGGAACCGAGAGUCUCACCGUUGCCAUGUAACCCAGGGACAUACAACCCAGACGCCCAGACGGGACAUCCAAUCAACUGCAAGCAGUGUGUGGCUGGGUUUGCCUGCCCGUUCAUCAACCAGACUACCUCCACUCUUCCAUGUAAAGAAGGUCAUUACUGUCCCCCGGGCACCAUCACGGAGGACCAGUUUCCCUGCCUACCAGGGACGUACACGGGCCACACAAACCUGACCAGUGCUGAUGAGUGCAGCGCUUGUCCACUCGGAAAAUACUGCGGAUUUGGUGUUGGGGAGACAAUUAAUCCACCACAGCCAUGUAAACCUGGUUAUUACUGCCCUUUUCAAACUCCAAGCCCGGAUCGCUUCCCCUGUCUGGAGGGAACAUUCAGCAACAAGUCAGAUCUGUAUGAGGCUGCACAGUGUGAUGAUUGUCCACUGGGUUACUACUGUAAAGGUGGUCAGUCUGCCCCAGAUGACCUCUGUAAGCCCGGCUACUACUGCCCACUGAGGACGGCUUACUACACGGAUUACGGCUGUGAGAACGGAACCUACAACCCUCACGAUGGGAAGGAGUCGAGCGCCGACUGCUUGAACUGUACACAAGGUAACGAGAGUUGUCUCCCCUACCCAAGCACCCUCGAAGGAUGCCACUAUUGUGAAUUCGCUGUAGUGAAUCCUAUUCCGUGCCCAAAGGGGACGUACAUGCCUUGGGGUGUCACACCAGCGUCGGCCGUUGGCGUAGUUGCAGAUGGAUCUGCUGCAAAGAGAGAAUUCGACUGCCUUGAUUGUCCGGGAGGGUCUAAAUGUGCUGAAACAACUAUCGCCCCAACACCCUGUGCAAAAGGCUUCUAUUCGAAACCUGGAAAGUUUGAGUGCCAGAUCUGCAAAAUUGGAUAUUACUGUGACAAUGCUACAACAUCUGAGGAGGCGAUGUUGACCACAAAACAGUGUCCUGCUGGGAAAUAUUGUAAAGGGGGUCUCACCGAUGUCUCCGAGGCUACUGACUGCACUGUUGGAAAGUACUGCCCUGCAGCCACUGUUGAAGAAAUCAACUGUCCCGUUGGUACGAUACGAGAAACUGUUGGUGCGGCUGCCGUGACCGACUGUGCUCCUUGUCCUGCAGGAUACUACUGUCUGGAAGGAUCCAGUGCUACCACGGGGGCCUGCAUAACAGGAUACUACUGUCCUAGUCCAUUCACAAACCCAUAUGGGAAUAAUCCACCUCAGAUCGGAGGAUCGGGAAACAAACAGGAACCGUGCCCGGAAGGAACAUACACCGACGUCAUAGCGACUCCGAACGUCACCUCCUGCAAGGUGUGUCCCGCUGGCUCUUACUGUGAACAGGCCUCAUCCCAGCCCACCGACUGUCCCAGAGGGUAUUACUGCAUGCAGGGGUCCGCAAAACCGGAACCCUGUCCGGUUGGUCGCUAUGGAAACACACAGAAGUUGGAGAAGAUGGAGGACUGCACGCUGUGUGACCCCGGCUGGUACUGUGACGCGCCGGGUCUGCUUCAGCCCCGCGCCCCCUGCGACCCCGGAUACCUCUGUUACAAUGGGUCAUCUUCAUCCAGUCCUACUGAUGGCGUUAAGGGAGUCGUGUGCCCGGCAGGAGGAUACUGCACACUGGGUUCGUGGGUUGCCAAGCCGUGUCCCAUGGGAACCUACAGUAAUGUGACGGGGGCGGUCAAUACGUACGACUGUUUCGAGUGCGACCCUGGAUACUACUGUUCAUCAGUGGCUGGUGGCGCCCCCACAGGGAAGUGCUGGGGAGGCUACUUCUGCACAGGUGGUGCUAAAAUCCCUACCCAGAAUGCAACUGAACCAGGCCACUACUCUCUGAAUGGGUCGCGGGUUCAGCGUGAGUGUGAGAUCGGAACAUACAUGCCGUACACGGAGUAUUCAUUCUGCUUCGUGUGCGACCCCGGCUACUACUGCGAGAACAAGACGAUGACCAACAAGGUGCCGUGUCCAGCUGGUCAGUACUGUGGCAAUGGCAGCAUCGUCCCCCAGGACUGUCCACCCGGGACCUACUCAAACGCCACCCAUCGGACCAGCAUCGACGACUGCAUCACGUGCGAGCGAGGCUACUACUGUCAGAACCGUGGAGCCACCGAGCCGACCGGACAGUGUAAAGCUGGCCAUAUUUGUUACGAAGGUUCCCUUGACGACGACCCAGUUUACAACAACGACACAUCUGGCAACAAGACUCUGAUCACCUACGGCGACCGUUGUCAGGCAGGGUACUACUGUCCUCAAGGCACGUCCUACAUGAUUCCGUGUCCCAGAGGAACAUACAACCCCGACUUUGGCGGUGCGUCGGAGGAUACGGCUUGUAAACCGUGCGACCCGGGGAAAUACUGCAACGGCACAGCACUGAUCGAACCAUCAGGUGACUGUUCUGCUGGGUAUUACUGCGUUGGAGGUGCCUGGAUUCCGGAUCCGGUUAACGAAACCGGACCAACUUGUUCCAACAUGACCGGAGCGAUAUGUCCACUUCACCACAUCUGUGAGACCGGAUCCGACACACCCAAACAGUGCCCCAUUGGUUACCAUGCCAACAACACUGGUCUGUCUGUCUGCACACUGUGUCCAGCAGGCUUUCUGUGUCUGCCUGGUGAAGCACCAAGACCCUGUCCCCAAGGUUUCUACUGUGUAGCCAGUACGACUCAAAUCCCAGUGAAGCAGGGCGCCCCCUGUCCAAUUGGAACGUACGGAGCUCGAGAAGGACUCGAGGCUGAAGUCAACUGUACAGACUGUGACGCUGGCCAUUACUGCAACUCUCUCGGCCAGGUGAACAUUACGGGUAAAAUCACGGCUGGUCACUGGUCUCUCUCAGCAGCAGCUACGCCAACCCCAGAAAACACGGACAAUCCUCUGUAUGGACGAUGUCCACAAGGCUUCUACUGUCCAGAGGGCAGCAUCACACCCAUCUCUUGUCCAGCUGGCAGAUACGGUUACUACGCGAAGAAGACCCAGGAAUCGGAGUGUGAGAAGUGUGACCCUGGCAAGUACUGCCCAACCCAGAACAUGACGGUCGCCGGUUCAAACUGCGCCGCCGGCUACUACUGCAUCAUCGGGUCUCCUGAAUCAUCGCCUGUCAAUCAGACGUACGGAGAUGAAUGUCCCACAGGUUACAAAUGCCCUGAGGGUUCGAACGCACCCACCCCAUGUCCAGCUGGAUCAUACACCAACCACACGCGAUCGUCCACCUGUCUGAACUGCCCGGCCGGUAACUACUGCCCCGUGAACACGAGUGACCCCAUCCCCUGCCCCACCGGUUACUGGUGUGGGGCCAAGUACGUACUCGGCACUCAGACCCCCUGUCUAGCAGGGACGUACCUCAACAUCACCGGUGGCUCGAAGGCGGAGGACUGUCUCCAGUGCUCACCUGGCAUGUACUGCGGUUCGCAGGGUCUGAGCACCCCGACAGAUGACUGUGAUCCGGGUUGGUUCUGUAAAUCCGGUUCUGAUGCCGCAAAACCGGCCGACCCCACGAAGGGAGGUCAGUGUCAGCCGGGUUACUUCUGCCCCCGAGGGAGUGCCGCACAGAUUCCCUGUACGCCGGGGAUAUAUUGUCAAGAUGCAGAGUUAGCGGCACCCUCUGGGAACUGCAGUGAAGGUUACUACUGCCUGUCAGGGUCACCAACAUCAACUCCUGUCGGACAGUUAUAUGGUGAUGUCUGUCCGUUGGGUCAGUACUGUACAGCUGGUAGUCCCAAUGGGACCUACUGUCCCCCAGGGACCUACCUCAACGAGACUGGAUCCCGGAUCGAGUCAGACUGUAUGACGUGUCCCCAGGGAUCAUACUGUGGUGGCUAUGGCAAUCAGAACCCGAGUGGGCCAUGUGACGCAGGAUUUUAUUGUCCGUCUGGAAUGAAUAUUUCUAAUCCGUCUGAGUUUACCUGUCCUCAAGGUCACAGCUGUCCGUCUGGCAGCCAUGAGGCAGUUCGGUGUGAGAGUGGGACAUACCAGGAUGAGAUAGGGCAGGGCACGUGCAAGAUUUGUCCUGCAGGAUUCUUCUGUGACAAGACUCAAGGCCCAGUCGUGCUCUAUAACGAUACCUACUGUCCACCAGGCUACUACUGUCCGAAUGGUACUAAAUACUCGGUUGAGAAACGGUGUCCGGUGGGGACCUACAGUAACAGGUCCGGUCUCCAGGCAGAAUCGGACUGUCUGCCCUGCCCAGGGGGAUAUUACUGUGACCAGGAUGCACAGACAGACUAUUCCAAGAUCUGCGAAGCUGGGUUCUACUGUCGACAAGGAGCUAAAUCGGGAACCCCGACCCAGGGCGAGGAUGCCAACGAAUGUCCAGCUGGUCACUACUGUCCAGCCCAAAGCUCGGACCCUCAGAAGUGUCCACUGGGCACGUACUCAAGUAACGUCCGACUACAGGCCGUAGAGGAGUGUCUCAACUGUACUGCAGGUUUCUACUGUGGAGAACUGAACCUAACGACUGUCAGUGGUCAGUGUGACGCUGGCUACUACUGUCCAGAGAAGUCAUCCAGUGCGACAGAGUUGGACUGUCCCGAGGGAUCGUUCUGUGUCAUUCAGAGUGCAUCACCUUCUCUCUGUCCCGUCGGCACAUUUUCAAACAGGACUAAUGUGGUGGCUCAGUCUGACUGCAUCGUUUGUACAGCUGGCCAGUACUGCGAGACAGAAGGCUUAUCAACUCCAACAGGACCCUGUGCUGCAGGCUACUAUUGUCCAGCUGGCAGCAUUAACAGGGAACCGAGCACGUUUUGUCCAAUUGGCAAUUAUUGUCCUGAAGGGAGUGCGGGACCCAUACCUUGUCAAAACAACAGUUAUGUAAACCACACCCACGCCGCAGCAUGUUACGUUUGUCCCGCUGGCUACUACUGCGAGGCUCAAGGAGAAAACAUCAUCUGUCCAACGGGCUACUACUGUCCGGCUGGAACCGGUUUGGACUGGAAGGCCUGCCCGCGCGGAACGUACAGUGACGUCAGUGGGUUGUAUGAGGAGAGUCAGUGUAAACCUUGUCUGGGCGGGUAUUACUGUGGUGGAGAACACCUGACUUCAACAACAGGUCUCUGUGCGGCAGGACACUGGUGCGUGUCUGGUAUUGACCGUGAAUUCCCAAAUGGUAUCAACCAGUCGGAUCCCCUGAACAACACGUGUUACGAUGAUCGACAGGUUGGGUUUGGCGGUAUAUGUCCCAUAGGUCACUACUGCCCGGGCGGUACGAGCAGUAUCUACCCGAUACCGUGUGAAAACGGAACCUACGCAGACACAGAGGGAUUGCAUGGCUGUCUCCAGUGCCCAGAAGGAUACUACUGUCCAAAACAGACCUCCAAUUACACCGAUUUCCCCUGUGACAUGGGACAUUACUGUCCGACUGGAACCCAGGCGUGGAACAUGUUCCCGUGCAGUGUCGGAACUUAUAACAACAUGACCAUGAGAACAAAACCAGCAGAUUGUGUACAAUGUCCAGGUGGAGAAUACUGUGAACAAACAGGACUAUCAGUGCCAUCUGGCGACUGCUCUGCAGGCUACUACUGUACUGGAGGAUCGACUACCACAACUCCGUCAGGCUCCGGUGGUGAUCGCUGCAAGGCGGGGUAUUUCUGCCCUGUGAGGUCGAGUGAUCCCACCCCGUGCACCCCUGGAGAGUUCUGUGCCACUGACGGCCUGAACCAGACAUCUGGGUUGUGUAUGGCUGGAUACUACUGUACUCGCAUGGCCAACGUCUCCAAUCCUGAUGAUGGCAAUGUUACAGGUGGUCUUUGUCCCGAGGGCUCUUACUGCCCUGCAGGAAGUUCCGCUCCAUCACUGUGUCAAGCUGGGUCAUAUCUCAACACCACCGGAAACGAUGCCGACACCGAUUGUCUCCCUUGUUCACCGGGCUACUACUGUGCAGGAGCAGGAAACCGUAUUCCCGACGGACUCUGUUCAGAGGGAUACUACUGCCCAGGGGGUCAGGACACUGCCACGCCCUCUACCUACGCCUGCACCAAGGGACACUACUGCCCAGAAGGCAGCUCGAUGGAAUUACGCUGCCCGUCUGGAUCUUACCAAGACGAGACUGGGAAACCGGACUGUAAACCGUGUCCUGCCGGUUAUUUCUGCGACAGCGUUUUCAAUCCAGUCGUCUUGUACAACAGUUCUGCAUGUCCGGAAGGAUUCUUCUGUCCUGAGAACACGACACGGUCGAACGAGUAUCCCUGCCCUGUGGGAACGUACAGUAACGUGACGCAACGCACGGUGGUACAGGAUUGUCAGACCUGUACCGGUGGGGAUUACUGCGACAGAGAAGGGCUGGCCAUUCCCGUUGGGAAGUGCGAGGCUGGGUAUUACUGUAAUUCAGGAGCAAACAGCUCCACGCCGGUCAUGGGAGAUAACGCCAAUAUCUGUCCACAAGGUGUGUACUGUCCCGUGGGCUCGUCUGUUCCUCAGAGUUGUCCGCCGGGAACGUUCAAUGCGGCGACCGGUCGUCAGAGUGAGGACCAGUGUAUGAACUGUACAGGAGGACGGUACUGCCCAGACUACAACAUGACGGCCGCCGGUCCUCCCUGCCAGGCUGGUUAUUAUUGUCCAUCAAGAGCGGACACUGCUACCUUCAUCCAGUGUCCAAUUGCUCACUACUGCCCGCAGGAGAGCACCGAACCACAGCAGUGUCCAAUGGGAUCGUUCUCGAACGCGACCGGUCUCACACAGGAGAGUCAGUGUGUGCCUUGUUCUGGCGGAUACUACUGCCCUGACCCAGGAAUGACGGAAGCCACACAGAUGUGUUGGGGAGGAUACUACUGUCCGGGCAACAUGUCUGAACCAAACCCGACACAGUUCAUAUGCCCGCGAGGUCUCCACUGUCCAAACGGUAGCGCCAUCUACCAGGAGUGUCCCGACGGAUCGUUCACCAACUACACCGGAGCAGCAGAAUGUUCGCCCUGUCCGCGGGGAUUCUACUGUCUUCCCGUACAACCGGAGAAUGCCACACUGAAUGCACAGCCGUGUCCUGUCGGCUACUACUGUCCUGAAGGUACAGGAAUUGACUGGCACGCAUGUCCAAGUGGAACGUUCAGCGACGUCGAGGCUAUUUACGACAUCAAUCAGUGCCAGGCCUGCUCCGCGGGGAAGUACUGCCAGGGAGAACACCUCACCACCCCUACCGGAAACUGUUCACCAGGUUACUACUGUACGUCAGGAGUGGAUCGCCCGAUGCCUGGUUCCUCCAACGAGACCAUCAACUGCUCAUGCCCAGACCAAGCCGUACACAAAGGAGUUGGUGGCGUUUGCCCACUCGGCCAUUACUGUCCAGCCAUGUCGGAGAAGGCGGUUCCGUGUCCGGCAGGAAGCUAUGCUGAUAUGAUCGGCCAAUCGGAGUGCACUUCCUGUCCAGCUGGAUACUUCUGUCUAGCCAACUCAUCAGAAUUCCUCAGUGCUCCGUGUUCAACAGGCCACUAUUGUCCAAAUGGUACGGAAUAUGACACUCAGUUCAAAUGCCCACCUGGAUCUUAUAAUCCCGUAGAGAAAGGAAAAUCCCUUGACGACUGCAUCUCGUGCCCUGGUGGCAAGUACUGUCAAGGGGAAGGUAACUCUAACUACACUGGCGACUGCAGUGCUGGGUGGUACUGUUCAGGUGGUGCCGACAAACCAAACACGACAACAGCUGGCGGAAAAUGUCAGCCAGGAUACUACUGUCCACAAGGUUCAUCUGACCCUCAACACUGUCCAGGUGGAACGUUCUGUCAGACGGACGGCCUUGACCUUCCCACUGGAAACUGCUCGUCCGGCUACUUCUGUGUGUUAGGAGCGACAGUCUCUGCUCCAGUAGAUGGCAGCACCGGGGACGUCUGCCCAGCGGGACACUACUGCAUCGCAGGGUCGGCAUCGCCUGUCCCGUGCGGUCCUGGGACGUACAGUGCUAGCACGGGCAAUACGCAGGAAUCUGAUUGUGUGGCGUGCUCAUUCGGAGAGUUCUGUGGGGACUACAACAUGACAACCACUUCAGGAAAUUGCACUGCUGGAUACUACUGUCCUCAAGGGGAGAGAACUCCAAACCCGUAUCUGUGUACCAUCGGCCAUUAUUGUCCAGAACACUCUGCCUCCCCUAUGAUUUGCCCCAGUGGGUUCUUCCAAGAGAACACUGGCCAAUCAACAUGCGAUUUGUGUCCUGCCGGCUACUAUUGUGACAACAGUUUAGGGGUGGUAACCAUCAACGAUACGGUGAAAUGUCCAGUAGGAUAUUACUGCCCAACAGGAACUCAGCGCAGUGACCAGUACCCGUGCCCUCUCGGCACGUUCAACAACAUGACGGGACUGAACUCCAGCGGUAGCUGUACACCCUGUACCGCCCGGUACUUCUGUGGCGUGGUCGGCCAGUCGGAGCCUACUGCGCUCUGUGCAGCUGGAUACUACUGCAAACGGUUCGCAAAGUACCAGACGCCAAACCAGACAGGAGAUGCAGACAUCUGUCCACAGGGUUCCUAUUGUCCUGAAGGAACCGCUGAUCCAGAUCCGUGUCUGCCGGGAACGUUUGGCUCCACCGACGGUCUCCGUAACGCGACCGAAUGUACACUGUGUCACGCUGGAUACUACUGCCAGACUCCAGGCUUGACUAAUAACGAAGGACUGUGUUCAGCUGGUUAUUUCUGUGUGGAAGGGUCAAGCUCAAAGACCAAUGAGAUUUGCACUGUGGGUAAUUACUGCCCUGAGGGAGUCGGAGUCCCACAGCGAUGUCCAAGUGGAACAUUCAACCCAUACACAGGCCUCAACUCGUCUGAUCAGUGCACACCAUGUUCUGCCGGCCAGUAUUGUUCGGAUGAAGGCCUCAAUACGACGUCCGGUCCCUGUGAACCGGGCUACUACUGUCCAGCAGGUCAGAACUCGUCACGGCCGGCCAAUUACGUGUGCACCAUCGGUCACUACUGUCCACUCAACUCAUCGGAGCCUGUGCCGUGUGCGAACGGGACUUUCAUGAACCACACAAUGGCGUCAGAAUGUGAUGUCUGUACAGCGGGCUGGUACUGCAAUGAUGGGAACCUAGUCGCGCCUUGCCCCACAGGAUACUUCUGUCCGGCCGGUACAAACGCAGACUGGCAGCCCUGUCCUCGUGGAACCUUCAACAACGAAACCGGUCUGUCAGAGGAGAGCCAGUGCAAACCGUGCACCGGUGGCCAGUACUGUGACUCUCUGGCAGCCACCGAACCCAAGGGUCCCUGUGACGCUGGUCACUACUGCGUGUACGGCGUCGACAGACCAAGACCAAGUGGCAACACAACGUUUCUCGAGAACACGACAUGUAGAAUGCCAGGAGACGAGAUGGGAGAAGGAGGGGUGUGCCCCCAGGGGCACUACUGCCCCCAGGGAACGACUCAGCCCCUGCCGUGUGGGACGGGAUCAUACAGUAAUGAGACGGGUGCUGCAAGCUGUACCCAGUGUCCAGCUGGCUUUUACUGCUUAGAAGGAACAGACACUUUCCUAGACACCCCCUGCCCAUCUGGUUACUACUGUCCCCUAGGGACGACUUCGGCCAAUCAGUUCCCGUGUCCAGCUGGAACCUAUUACAACUUGACAAUGGCAAGAGAUGUGCAGGAUUGUCUCCCCUGUCCAGGGGGAGACUACUGUGAGACUGCAGGCUUGAGUUACCCAACAGGAAAAUGCUCUGCAGGUUGGUUUUGCACUUCCAAUGCCAGUACUUCUACCCCGUCUGCUCCAGAGGGCGGGGAGUGCCAGCCAAGCUCAUACUGUCCAAUCGGAUCGUCUGCUCCUUGGUCAUGUGACCCAGGAACAUACUGUCAGACAGCUGGAUUGUCUUCACCAACAGGAAACUGCACUGCAGGAUACUUCUGCAUCCUGAAUGCAACAACGUCGACCCCGACUGACGGCACAACUGGUGACGUCUGCCCCGUGGGCCACUACUGCCCCGAGGGUAGCGUUGGCGGCGCGAUGCCCUGCCCCGUGGGAUACUACCUGGAUGUCACCCAGCAGGCUCAGGAGUCCGACUGCAAACUGUGCACCGGGGGGCGCUACUGUUCCGGGUCGGGUCAGGACGCCACGACAGGCGAUUGCAGCGCUGGGUAUUACUGUCCUGGUGGGCAGAAUACAUCCACUCCACAUGACACAAGCUGUCCCAUUGGUCACUACUGCCCAGUGGCCAGCAGUGAUCCAAUCAGAUGCGAGAAUGGGACCUACCAAGAUCAGACAACUCAGGAUGUGUGUAAGACAUGUCCACCAGGCUACUUCUGUGACAACACCAUGUCAAUUGUUACCCUUGACAACUCGACCACCGUCUGUCCAAUGGGACACUACUGCCCAGCGGGAACGAGAUACGCCAAUGAAUUUCCAUGUCCAAUUGGAACCUUCAGCAACCUGACAGGUAUACAGUCAGAUGGUCAGUGUACGCCUUGCCUGGCCAGAUAUUACUGCCCCACACCCGGGAUGGUGACCCCUGUUGAUCUGUGUGCCGCUGGCUACUUCUGCAAACAGAAUGCUAAGACUUCAACACCUGACCAAGGCACGGACGCCAAUACCUGCCCUGUAGGACACUAUUGUCCUGAUGGGACCUCCGAACCAGUCCCAUGUCCCAAAGGGACCUUCAACAACAGAACGGGGUUGGGAGUGGAGACCGACUGUACAUUGUGCAUUGCAGGGAGUUACUGUCAAGAUACGGGCAUGGUUCAAGUAUCUGGUCUCUGUGAUGCAGGCUACUACUGUGAGCUGGGAUCUAACCACUCCCAGCAGAUCAUCUGCCCCGGGGGCAGCUACUGCCCCGAGGGAUCCGGCUCCCCCACCCCCUGUCCGCAAGGGUCAUACUCCACCACCCAGGGUCUGGCUAAUUCCAGUCAGUGCGUCCAGUGUGAUGAAGGAAAAUACUGCAACCAAACAGGUCUCUCGGCUCCAGUUGGUGACUGUGACCCAGGCUUCUACUGUCCAGGAGGGAAUGACGUCCCCAAUCCUGUUGAAACGCCCUGUCCGAUUGGCCUCCAUUGUCCAGGUGGGAGUGGCCAGCCGAGACCAUGUGACCCAGGAACGUUUGUGAACUUCACCCAGGCAGAUACCUGUCUGGAAUGUCCGGCCGGUUUCUACUGUGUACCAGAGGAAGUCAUUCAAGGAAACUCGUCAUCCGGCCACCGCCUCUGUCCAGCAGGGUUCUACUGUCCAGCAGGAACUGGACGUAACUGGACAGCCUGCCCGGCCGGAACCUACAACAGUAACCUUGGCCUUGAAGAUUCUAGCCAGUGCCUUCAGUGUGAUGGAGGAAAAUACUGUGACACAACCAACCUGACGACCCCAGUCGGUGACUGUGACGCAGGUUAUUACUGCACCUCCGGAGUCGACACCCCGACACCAGCAGGAAAUCAAACGGGUGUAGGGGGAAUUUGUCCACCAGGUUACAAAUGCCCGGGUGGAACAGUGGUUCCAGAAAGUUGCUCACAAGGAACAUACCAGGACGAGAGCAAGCAGCCAUCUUGUAAGUCCUGCCCGGCUGGUUACUACUGCACGGCUAACAGUAGUGCGUACGCGGACAAGCUGUGUCCAGCUGGUCACUACUGUCCAACUGGGACCGAAUACGACAAUCAGUAUCCAUGUGUCCAGGGAACUUUCAACAACCUCACUGGUCAGCACAACGAGUCCUCCUGUGUGCCGUGUUCCCCUGGAUAUUACUGCGCCUCCUCCGGUAUGAGUAACCCGACCGCCCCCUGUGAUCCGGGCUGGUUCUGCACCUUACGGUCGUACCUAACACAGCCAUCAAACCCUGAGGGAGGAAAGUGUCUGUCAGGUACGUACUGCCCUGCAGGCAGCUCGGAGCCUACAGGUUGUGACGACGGAAAGUACUGCGACACUGACGGCAUGGACGCACCACGCAGUGACUGCAUGGCCGGCUACUACUGCGACGCCAACUCCACCACCGAUAGGCCCACAGGAAUUGGAGGUGACCGCUGUCCGAAGGGUCACUACUGCGUGGCCGGGACUGGAUCUCCCGCACCGUGUGACCCGGGUUACUACCAGCCGAGUCUGGGCGCUCAGAACGUCACCUGGUGUGUCCAAUGUACUGCCGGGAAGUACUGCGGUCAGAGUGGGUUGUCUGCCCCUGACGGAGACUGCCAGAAAGGUUACUACUGCCCUGAAGGCCAGACAGUGAAGAACCCCAGUCUGUACGAGUGUCCAGCCGGCUACUUCUGUCCGGUUGGAUCCAGUGUGAACCAGUUGUGUGCGUCCGGUGGAUACCAAGAUCUCACUGGCCAGUGGGAGUGUAAAGAGUGCCCUGCAGGCUUUUACUGUGACAAUUCUGUUGGGCCCAUUACAAACUAUACCAUCUACAACUGUCCUGAAGGUCACUACUGUCAGAACGGCACGAAGGUUGGCACCGAGUUCCCAUGUCCGAGUGGGACGUACAACAACCUGACUGGCCUGGAGUCGGACACAGACUGUCAGGCAUGUCGCGGUGGGUACUACUGUCCGGCCGGCACUGUGAAUCCAUCUCUACCUUGUGCUGCUGGCUAUUUCUGUCGCACCAGUUCCACAACGGCCGCACCCAGCCAGGGCUCAGACGCCAAUGCUUGUCCAGUGGGUCACUACUGUCCAGAACAGACAACCGAGCCGGUGAAGUGUCCAGCCGGGUCGUAUUCAAACAAGACGAAGCUGAUGAACUGCACAGACUGUACACCAUGUACUAAAGGAUGGUACUGCGCUGACCAGGCCAUGAUCGAACCAUCAGGGAAGUGUUCUGCCGGAUUCUUCUGUGUCGAAGGUUCAAGUGACCCCGCCCCCGAAAUAUGUCCAGCGGGAAGGUACUGCCCUGAAGGAACACACACUCCAACCAAGUGUCCUGUGGGGACGUUUUCCAACAUAACCCGUCUGACGUCGGUUAACAACUGUACGGACUGUACAGCUGGCUACUACUGUCAAAACAAUGGACUGACCACAGAGGAGGGGCUCUGUACACAGGGAUACUACUGUCCAACAGGUUCAGACAACCCGAAAGCCAUCAUCUGUCCAAUCGGAUUGCAGUGUCCUGCUGGAUCCGAUGCACCAAGAUCAUGUGCCCCGGGCUACUUCACCAACAGAACCGGCCAAUGGCAAUGCGACAUCUGUCCUGAUGGUUUCUAUUGUGUGCCUGAGAACGUGACGGCUGGGGACCCCAAAUCUGGAUAUUUCGACUGCCCGGUGGGAUUCUACUGUCCAGCGGGAACUGGAAUGGACUGGAAAGCAUGUCCUAAAGGAACGUACGGCAAGAGAUCCAACUUGUAUAAAGUCCAGGAAUGCACUGAUUGUGAUGGCGGUUACUACUGCUCCCUAGAUGGCGCCACUAACAUGACAGGGCUGUGCUCUGCCGGAUUUUAUUGCCAGUCUGGAGUAGAUCAGCCAAACCCUGACAAUGCUGCUGUGAACAGUUCAUAUCCAGCUGACUGCCCUCUCAUUGGUGGUCACACAGGUUAUGGCGAUGUUUGUCCACGCGGUUCCAUGUGUCCAGAAGGAAGCUCCGAGCCGAUCAUCUGUCCCGCAGGAUAUUACCAGGACGAGGAGAGACAGAGCGCGUGCAAGGAAUGUGUGGCCGGUUACUACUGCCCGACUAACUCGACAGAUUAUUCGGACAAGCCUUGUCCAUCCGGUCACUACUGUCCACUGAGAACGACGCGUUCAGAUGAGUUUAAGUGCACCAGAGGAACAUUCAAUCCAGUUCAGAGGUCGACCAAUCAGACGGCCUGCUUGUCUUGUACUGCGGGCAUGUACUGUCAGAGCGAAGGGUUGUCUGCAGAAUCAGGCAAUUGCAGUUCUGGCUGGUACUGUACAGGAGGGGCCCUCCAGAGAACCCCGACGGACGCGACGCAGGGCGGCAAGUGUAACCGUGGAGAGUACUGCCCCGAGGGAAGCGUCAACAUCACGCGCUGUGACGGCGGCAAAUACUGUUUCAGAGAGAGGCUGGCUGCUCCAUCAGGAAAUUGUUCACAAGGUUACUACUGCACACUGGGAGCUGUGUUCCCCACUCCGGUGGAUGGAACGACCGGGAACGUUUGUCCGAAAGGCUACUACUGCCCCGAGGGGAGUACGUACGGAUUACCAUGUCCGAUUGGGUACUACCUGGACUCGGAACAAAACAGUGUGCUCUCUGCUUGCAAGAUCUGCACUCCAGGAAAGUACUGUGGGUCUGAAGGUCUGGCGAUGCCAUCUGGUGACUGCAGUCCUGGUUACUUCUGUCCAGCAGGGGAGACAAGCACUACUCCUGGUAACUUCACCUGUCCUGAGGGCUUCUUCUGUGUGGGAGGUAAAGAAGCAGCCGAGGCUUGUGUAUCAGGAACUUACCAGAACAUGCCAGGACAGACGGACUGUAAGACGUGUCCCUCCACUUACUACUGCAACGCCACGUUCAGCCCCGUCACAUCCUACAGCAGCUACGUCUGUGUGGAAGGCUACUACUGUCCCAACGGCACGGAACAUGCACAACAGUAUCCCUGUCCACUCGGCACCUACAACAACCGCACUGGUUUAUCGAUGGAGAGUGAGUGUUCAUCUUGUGUUGGUGGGAUGGCCUGUGAUGUCGAAGGUCUGACGUAUCCCAUCAGGCCAUGCUCUCCAGGUCACUACUGUAGGGAAGGCGCGCAAUCAACCACACCAAAUCAAGGUGUCACAGCAAACGUGUGCCCAGUGGGUAACUACUGCCCUGAACAAACGUCCGACCCCCUGCCCUGCCUCCAGGGCAUGUACAACCCGUCAACCGGAAUCAACCAACAAAGUCAGUGUUUGAACUGCACAGGAGGCUCAUUCUGUAACACAACAGGUUUGUCAAGCCCUGUAGGUCAGUGCGAAGCUCGAUUCUAUUGUCCUGUGGGGUCAAAGACGUCCAAUGAAAUCCUGUGUCCAGAAGGUCACUUCUGUGAGAUCGGCACUCAGGACCCCAGCCAGUGUCCGAACGGGACGUUCUCCAACCAGACGGGUUUAGCAGCAGCCAGCGAGUGCACCCAGUGUCUGGCUGGCUAUUACUGCAACGGCCACGGCUUGGCUGCAGUGUCGGGUCCAUGCAAAGAAGGCUACUAUUGUCCUGAAGGAGCGAGUGUGGAAACCCAGAUUAUCUGCCCUGCUGCCAAACACUGCCCACUAGGGAGCGCUGCACCACAGGACUGUCCAGCGGGAUAUUAUGUGGACUUUGACGGCGCUUCACAGUGUUUGCCUUGUCCAUCAGGUUACUACUGCGUUCCAGAACUGACGAUUGCAGGAGAUGCAUUGUCUUCCAAACACCCAUGUCCCAUGGGAUUCUUCUGUCCGAAUGGAACCGGACACGACUGGCAGCCCUGUCCUGCAGGAACCUACAGUAACGUGACCGGUCUAGGCAAGGAUGUAGACUGUACUCCGUGCAGUGCUGGGCAGUAUUGUCAAGGUACAAACCUCACCUCUCCAACAGGCGACUGCAUGGAAGGCUACUACUGUAGUUCGGGCGUCAACAAAAUCAACCCACUCAUGCUCAAUGACAGUCAGUGUCCCCUGACAUCCGUCCACCCAAUCAUAGGCCACAUUUGUCCUGCUGGACACUACUGCCCUCAAGGAACGGACUUCCCCAUUGGCUGUCCUGCUGGGACAUACCAGGAUCUGACCAAUCAGAGGAACUGUAAGUCCUGCCCGGCUGGCUACUACUGCGUGGCCAAUACGACUGAUUAUAGUGUGAAUGUUUGCCCCGCCGGUCACUACUGCGGAGAUAACACGACGGAAGCUAACUCCAAUCCAUGUGCUCCUGGGAUGUUCAAUAACCUGACCGGACAACAGACGUCCGAGUCAUGUGUUCUGUGCACGCCGGGAAUGUACUGCCAGGGCGACGGAAACGCCAGCCCGACUGGAGACUGCUCGGGAGGGUGGUACUGCGUGAAUGGAUCAUCACAAUAUCAGCCGUCAGUGAAUGGAGGAAAGUGCCAGCCAGGAUUCUUCUGUCCUCCAGGAUCGUCGGCCAUGGUAACAUGUACUCCAGGAAAAUACUGUCAGACAAGUGGACUCUCUACGCCUACUGGAGACUGCAAUGAAGGUUACUACUGUCCCUUGGGUUCGACCUCUCCCACACAACAAGAGUGCUACAUGGGCCACUACUGCAUGCUGGGAACAGAUGUUCCCGAUCCGUGUCGUAAUGGAACGUAUGGACCCACGAAGCGGCUGAAGUCCCAGGCCGAGUGUACGCCGUGUGACGGAGGGUACUACUGUAAUGGAACCGGUCUCAGUGCGGUCACAGGCAUGUGUGACAAAGGUUACUACUGCCCAUCUGAACAGACGACCCCUGUGCCGUAUACAUACCUGUGUCCAGAAGGCCACUACUGUCUCCAGGGAAGUGCAACCCCAACUCGAUGCAGCCCUGGAUACUACCAGAAUGAAAAGGGCCAGUUCCAGUGCAAGCCCUGCCCUGAAGGUUACUUCUGUGACAACAACCUCGCUGCCGUUGGCAACCUCAGUGAUGCUGCAUGCCCCAAGGGCUACUACUGCCCGGCCCUGACUGAACGAUCAAACCAGUACCCAUGUCCGUCGGGUACCUUUAACAACGAAACCCAUCGUAUCAACGCAUCCGAGUGUCAGACAUGCCCACCUGGUUACUACUGCAAGAGUACUGGCUUGGCAGAGCCAGAAGGACUUUGCUACGCAGGAUAUUACUGCGAGUCUGGAACAGUGGAACCAAACCCAACUAGCACGAUCUGCCCGAUUGGUAACUACUGCCCCGAAGGAAGCUACAAACCUAUCCCUUGUCCAUCAGGAACCAUGGCAACUAGCCUGGGCAACACGAACCUCACCAACUGUGAGCCCUGUAAUCCUGGACGUUACUGCACGCCAAACAGCUCAAAGAAUGGUAUUAGUUUACCCUGCGAAGCUGGCUAUAUCUGUCUGAAAGGAUCGAACACUGGCACACCAGCAGAUGGCACCAUGGGCUUGAUUUGUCCGGCGGGACACUACUGCUUAGCAGGGGCUAUCACGGCAGCUAUGUGUGACAAAGGGACGUACGGACCGAAAGACGGGCUUGGUGAGUGUCUGAUGUGUCCAGCCGGUCAAACGUGUCCUGCACAAGGCAUGAACGACACGCUGCCUUGCCCUGCCGGUCACUACUGUCUAAAUGGAACAGCCAACGACGGAAUACCCUGUAGCCUUGGUUCGUACAACCCCCACGAAGGUCUCAGUACCAUGGACCAGUGUCUGGCCUGCCCACCUGGCAAGUUCUGUAACGAGACAGGACUGGCCGCACCCAGCGGUCUGUGUCACCCCGGUUACCUGUGUGUGACCAACGCCUCGCACCCUGCCCCAGACGAUUCGGUCAAUGGACCAUGUCCUGCUGGUCAUUACUGUGAAGAAGGAACGGUUUCCCCUACCAAAUGUCCUCGCGGUACUGCCAGAAAUCAAACCGGAGGGAAGUCGGUCGCUGACUGCUGGCCGUGCGCUCCCGGUCAGUUCUGCGGGUCUGACGGUCUCCUCCUGCCCAGCGGAGACUGCCUGGAGCGCUACUACUGCCCCGACUACGCCAACAUCAGCGUCAAUGCGCCCACAGAUUUCGCAUGUCCGGCUGGGUACAUGUGUCCCGCGAAGACGGGAAUCCCACUGGGAUGUCCGCCCGGCUCCUACCAACCUAGUUCUGGAUCGAAUAGUUGUCUCCCCUGCCCCGAGGGAAAGCUGUGUGCAGGAAACACGAGUGUUCCCGAGCCGUGUCCUCCAUUCUCGUACUGCCCCACCAGUACCGUGGCGGCCGUCCUCUGCCUGAACGGAACGUACACUGACAACAGUACAACGGGACUGGUAACUGCAGCAGAUUGCGCACAGUGUCCAACUGGGAAAUACUGCACUGGAGGUAUUGCGGCUGGGGACUGUUCUGCAGGCUAUCUGUGCAUAACUGGCAUGUCUGUACCAAAUCCUGACGCCUCACUCCGACCCAACGGAGGACCGUGCCCAUAUGGAUACUACUGCCCUGAAGGUAGGUUUGGUUUGGCGUGCCCAGUAAAGACGUACAAUGAUGAACAGGGUGGUAGGGACAGCAGUUGGUGUAAGCCCUGUCCACCCGGAUACUGGUGCAAUGACACAGGGAUGGCCAACUACACCGUGAACCCAUGUGACCCCGGAUUCUACUGCACCAACGCCACAGACGCACCCGAGCCAUGUCCCGUGGGAACAUACAGAGAUGCUAUAGCUGCCGGUAGUGUUGCUGACUGUUAUCUGUGUCCAGCUGGAAAGUACUGCCCCGAGACAAACAUGACAUAUUCUGGUAUCCAGUGUGAUGAGGGAUACGUCUGUAUUCCAGGAUCGCAGAAUCAAACCAUCUGUCAAGCAGGUUACUACUGCAACAUGUCGAUGGAUCAGAAACCGUGUCCACCUGGUUACUACUGUCCAGUAGCGUCCAGCUUCCCUAUCCCGUGCCCAGUCGGUCAUUACUGUGGUGCUGUCACUGACUGUAACAAUACUGACGCAGGAGCUAUUGAACCGAAGAAGUGUCCGCUCGGGUAUAAAGAAUACGACGGUUCUUUGCGGCGAACGUUCAACGACACCUGUAAACCUUGUCUGCCCGGAACGUUCGGAGCUCACGAAAACCGGACCAUUUGUGAACCUUGUCGAGCCGGAGUUGUCUGCCUUGCCAUGGCAACCACAGACAACCCUGUGGCCAAUGACAGCUCGCUGGUUUGGGCAGCCGGAUAUCCCGCGACCCACUCAUAUUUAUGUCCACCAGGCUACUACUGCCCCGAGAGUAGCUCUCAGGGCACGCCGUGUCCACAGGGCCGGUACAACCCGAACACCGGGAAGGGGAGUCUGUCCGACUGCAAGCUGUGCUCGGUAGACCACUUCAACCACCUGGAGGCGCAGAAGGCGUGUUUCGUGUGCGGGAGCGAGGCCAAUCAGCCGGUCCGAGGUUCGGUCACGUGCGACUGUACGGGCUCAGGUCGUGACUUCCAGCCAAGUGACAAAAAUUGUCCAUGUAAAGCUGGUUACCUGGAGUUUGGGAAUCAACAGGAUUGUAUUAAGCAGGUGUAUGACCUCUGUACCGAGGGGUCAUAUCGCAACCAAAAUGGUCAGUGUAUGAUCGCUGACCAGUGGGUCACCUACUGCUCUGAACAGGUUUGUGACAACGACUACAAAGGGUAUGACGGAAGUCUCGGUCUCUGCCUCUGCAAGGCCGAUAACCUGGAGGAGGUCUGUAGUCUGGAGUGUCGGAUAAAGCAAAGACAGAGCUUGUCGUUCGUGUGUCCCGCCAAGCCGCUCGAACCAUACAUACAGAUCAAGAAUACCGACACCACCAUUAGAAAACAGUACCCAUCGUCCAAACUUCUUCUAGGUCUGAACACGCGGGAAUCCAUCACAGACGACCAGUGCGACAAAUACGGUGUCACCGAAUACACGAUCGGAAUUGUCGAGUGCGGCAGUUCGAGUUUCCUUGGCGUGUAUGAACCGAACAUCGACCAGCUCCAGAACUGGAUCGACUUCCACGUGAAGGGGAACCUGACCGGCAACAUCACAGAGGAUACCGACUACACGUCGGCGUAUCUGGGGCGGCGGCGCUUGCUGGCAUCGUCCACGGUGAACAGUUCCUUGUUCAGCGGGAUCACCAAUCCAGUCGUGUGUCUCAAUUACGGACAGAUCAUAUUCUUCUAUGUGGAUAACACCAACUAUCCAGUUUAUGACAGGAACAACCUCUACAACACCAACACCAAGUUUGACUACGGCGGAUUCCGUGAGUUGAUGGAGGCCCAGUCACAGGUCUCCACAUCGACAACGCUCUUCGCAUACAGAUUCAAAGAUCCCGGCGUCUACGUCUUCUACCUUAGCAGCAACGUCAACAGAAAAAUGUACGUGCGAGUGAUGGCCCAGGAUGCCACUUGCACAGAGGAUGGUCCGUUCUUCCCGACCACGUCGCGCUACAUCAUCCAGAACGGUAUCGCUGUCUCGCAGGACAUCCUGAAGGCGCCCGACUGGCAGAUCAUCUUCAUCCUGCUGGCGGCCGCCUUCCUCGUCAUGAUCCUCAUGCUGCUGCUGCUGAUGUUAUUCCGGAAGUACGGCUGGACCAAAGUCUCGUACCUGUAUCCGUUCUAUCGCUACGUGGCUAAGCGGUUCAACUUUGAUGACUAUGCGAGCAAGGGCUCCACCGUCCACCCAGUGAAGAAGUACCACAGAAACAUGCUGGCCCUCACCGCAGCAGAACCAGGCAGUAACCUAGCAACACAGGCAGCCAUUUUGGAUGCAUCAGCCAUAGAAGUGAAAAACGAUGAAUUCUGGGAUUACGACCGACAGCUCGAUCUGGAGGCAUUCAGCGUCAAACAGCUUUACGACACGCUCUCGAAACAGUCCCGCAGUGUCACCCAGACAAUCGGCAAACAGAAGGACGAGGUCAAGCAGAUGUACCAGAGAAUAGCCAAUCAGACGGAGUCUCUCAAGGGCCUCUGGGCGGCCAAGAUGAAUCUGCAAGGCAAGUCGGCAAUGGCCACAGAUGAAGAUGUGGCCACCUAUGAGAAGAAGUUGGAGAGGCUGGAGUCAGAGCUGGAGCGACGGAAGGACGUGGGAAGACAGUUCGUGGCCAUUCUCGAACGGCAGGAGCAGUUGAUGGACGAUGACGAGACAGGACGGAAAAAACAUCAGGUUUCAUACCAAGCCGGUCUGCGUGAAGCCAAACGUCUGUUGCUGGAACACGCCAGCAAGAUGCAGAAAGGACAAUUGAUGCGCGACGGUCAGUUUGACAGCGACAUGCACAAUGAUAUCGACAGACGUGUUGCGAUCCUCAUCAACGAGAUGUCGAAUGCCGUCACUGACGAGUGUCGCCGCGUCGGGGCCUGGGGAAUUCUGGGAGAAGGAACGGGAGGCCAGAUCGUCCAGCCCGGCACACGGACGCCACUGACGAGAAGUGACCUUAUUAGUGCUGACAUGAACAUAAAGAAGCCGAACCUGAUCAGCAUGGACCCGAAGACAGGGCUGAUCCUGCCGAAGAGUGGCACGCAGAUGUUGCUAGCCGACGGCAGCGUGGUGGCCGUUCCCUCCGACUACUUCGUCCACCCUCAGACAGGCCACGUCCUGCCCAUGCAUGGAAAUGUUGCCUACGAUCCAGUAACAACCAGACUCGUGUUCGUGGUCGACUCAGCCACAGGUGAGACCGUGAGAUCUGAAGACCCUUACAUCCCGUACAUUCCAUACCCAAUGAACCGCGUCACCGGCGCCCCUGUCAAAACCAAGCUGCAGCCCAUGGAGAUGAAGACCGACCUUCGAUACGGCGCUCCAAUUCCCGACCCAACAUGCGGCCUGCACGUGCCGAUACUCGGGGUCACUGUGCACCCAUCGACUGGUACCGUGCUGCCUGUUGGAGGAAUCCACACAGACCCAGUGACCGGGCUGCCAGUUCCAAUAGAAAUCGGUUCCAUCAUGGUGGACGCCAACAGUGGACAGCCAGUUCCCAUUCUGUCCAUAGCUCUUGAUCAAGAAACUGGUGAAGUUGUACCAGUUGGCGGAACCAAGCCUGGUAACCAUGGUGACAUCCCGAUUGUGAUCGGCGAUUCUUUCGUCGACUCGCUGAGUGGUAAACUCGUUCGGAUUCAUGGCGGCUAUCUCCGAAACGUUGCAGUGCUGCCCUCUGCUGGAGGAUAUCAAGCACAACUUGAUGCCAAUGUCCUGGCAAUCGAGGCCAGGGUUCUCGAAGCUGUUCGGGAAUACAAGGAGGCCCUGUACACUUCAGGUGAGAGAGGUGACACCCCAAAUGUGCGCCAUGAGGAGACAACUCUGGAAGCAGCGAUCAAGGAGUUAUCUCAGUCACGGGCGAGGAUGAAGGCACAGCUGUUGAGAACUCGCCAGGAUGUGAUACGGAGAAAAGAUCGAUCCAGUCUCCUAGCAACCACAGGAGGCUCGCCAGGAAUGUAUGAGUUUUCGAAGACUGGACAGCUGCUGCCCAUCCUGAUAGGGACCUCCAUGACCGACCCAGCAGGCUCGUACCAACAGGUCCCCAUACUGGGGGUGGAUGUUGAGAAGAACUCCGGCAGAGUUGUCCCCCUUGGAGGAACCAUGGAGGACCCCAGUGGAGAAGGUCUUGUUCCGAUCAUGAUAGGCAGAAAGGCCGUUGACUCCGUCACCGGUGACCUCAGUCCUGUCAUAGGCGUCAGACGGAACCCGGAAACCAAGAUGGCCGUGCCCGUUACCUUAGCAACCGGCGGGCACCGCAAACAGAAGGCACCGCCAGGUGCGCUCGCCUUACUUGAAGAAGAAAUAAUUGCCCGCCGCGGGUUCUGGCGCCGACAGAGACAGAAGGAAACCGAUCUGACGCUGAGAGAACACAAACUGUCCCACCAACUUCUCUACGACAUGGACUCCGUGACGAGUCAUUCGCUGAGGAAGACUCUGGAGGAGAUAGACUCCGACGCUCAACAGCUGAGCGAGAACUUCAAACGGGAGUUACAGAGACGUGGCGUUGCGCAACAGGACUUCAACGGUGUGAUUCCGGCGGACGUCAUUUCGGUUCUUACGGAUUCGGACGUAGUGGAACGAGAUUGUGAGGAGUGUCACGUGAUGGCGCACGUGAAAUACACGGACACCGUCAGGAAGUUCUUCUCCAAGCUUCAGGAAGAGGAGAAGCGAUACAAAGACCGGAUGGCGGAUCUUGACGGCGCCAUGAAUCCAGAAGCCGAGAACACGGCACUGCAGAGAUACAAUCAGGCGAAGGCAAGACUGCAGCACGAAUUACGAGAUCAGAUAUCGACUAGGAUGGAGGCAUUGGAUCAGUGUCACUCCACGCUGGAGUACGCCAGACAGAGGUCAGAGCUGUGUGCCACAGAGGCCAAGGUGGUGCUGACUCGAAGCGCGUUGCUCGCAGGAGAUUACGAUGCCCAGCUGUCUGGAGCGUACGGUUUUGGUAACAGUGUCGAUGAUGGAGAUUCGGAGUUGGUGCCCCUGUUGAGGCAGCUGAUAGCCAUGCUUCAGGCUGGUGGACCGUUUUACCUGUCGCCAGAGUUGUUGAAUCUUAUUAAUGUCGGAGGCGGGAGUUCGACGAACAUAACAAACAUUAACGUAACAGGACAGACAUCUACUGCUGGAGGUGAAGGUGAAGGUCAAGGUGAUGUUAAAGGGUCAAGGACACGAGGAAAGACGAAUGUGCAGAAGACACAGCUUGUUCAGAGUGGACCGGUUGAUUACAAACAGACGGAGCCGCCUCAGACAGUGGUUGUCAUCGGUGAUCCAGCAAAACUAGAACCGACGGGUCCGAAGGCUGGAAAGAAUGAACAGGAUGAGAUGCAGAAAUACUUGUUUGAGAAACAGGCGUACGAAGCAGCCAGGUUAGAGAAUGAACUGAAAUCUGGAGAGAUUGACGGCAUCAACGAAAUCUUGACAGAUUUUGAUGACAAGAAACGCGAAAUGGUCGGUGAAAUCUCCGGCGAUGCCGAGAAGAAACUUCAAGCUGCAAAGACGGAGGAAGAGAAAGAAAGAGUCAUGACAGAAUACGCCGCCAGAAUGCAGAAACUGGACGACGCUAUAGAGAAACAGAAACAACAACAGCUGGCAGCCAUGAGACGAAAACUUGCAGAGCUACGCCGUCAACGAAAGAAAGACUUGCACCGCAGACACGUCCAGGAGGCUGAAGGGAGAAAUAUUUCACCUGAUGUUGUGCCAACGCAAGAUUCAAAAAAAUUCGAGGACUUGGUUCGAGAUUUACAGAUACUUCAGCAAGAUCAAGAACAGAUGCAUGGCGAGAUGAGAAAAGCUGAUGUCGUAGAAGAUGACGGUGUUGAUGUAGUCGGACCAGAUUUCAACGAGAAGAUGAAGAAUCUUGGAUUGUCAAAGACGCAGACAGAAGAGUUGAUAGCCGAUGCUAAGACGCAGCAGGACGGGUUGAACGCGAAGGCCAAGAGCUUCCUGGAAAAGCUUCAGAACAGAAAGGGGCGGGACAGUCCGCCGAAACCGAGCAAGGAAGAGUUACAGGACCUGAACGAGGAGGAACGCGACAAGCUGUUGAAGGCGUGGGAAACUCAGAACGAGGCUGACAGGUUGCAGGAAGAUCAGGCGUUAUUCCGUGCAUGGAAACAACACCAGAAGAAACUACUACAACGCAAGCAAGAGGACCUUGUCAAAGAGAUGCUCAAAGAUGCCGAAUCGUCCGAGCGUGACAGAAUUCUGACACAGUUCCGCGAGGAGGUUCAGAAAGUCGAGGGUAGACGGGAUGAUCAGAGAGAGGCUCAGAGUGACAAACUGAAAGCAAAACUAGCUGCUCGAAAACGGAUGAAGGAACAGUUGACAAAAGACAAGGCUGUCGUGCAAGAACUGGACAGAAUUACUAAAGAUUAUGUGGCUAAAGGUGACUCAGACUCGGCUAGAGUUAUUUCCGACAUCAGCGACCAGCUGAACGGUGCGGUACUGACGGCCGAACAGACGGCUCUGAUUGAUGAGCAGCUCGCUAAGCAGGAGGCGCUGGAUGUGGAGCAGAGAGAGGAGGAGAGACAGAGACUGAGACAGCUGGAGGACGAACGAGCUGGAGAACUAUCCACGCUAGACCAGCAGAUAGACAGACAGAAGAAACUGGCACUGGACGCUCACGAAGCCAAAUUCGAGCGAGACGUCCUCAUCCAUGGAGAGAAGCUCUCGGAAGCGGAGCUGAAGAAACUGAUGGCCAAACACAAACAGGAGCAGGAAUCGAUCGUGGAGAACUUGGAGCAGGAGCGGCGCCGCCAGCAGGAGUCACUGGAGCGGAAGAUGGGUGAGCGGCGGAGACAGAGGGCAGAACAGCUGCAGGAGAUACACAGGCUGGAGAUGUCAGACGAACUCAUUCAGCAGCAGCAGGAGCGAGAUCGGCUCAACGAGAAGAUCGCUCACCAGGUCGAGGACAGCACGCUGACGGAUAGGGUGAAGGGUAAGGAUGAGAAAGAGGCGGAGAACAUGAUCUACACGGUUCUCCGACAGCGCCACAUGAAGGAGGCUAUUCACCUGGAGGACCAGUUGGCCAGGGAGCGGCAGGCAGCCAUCAAACGGGCACAGGCUGACAUCAGGGAAAAACGGCAGACAGACAGAGAGCGACUGCUGGCCGCGUUUGAACAAGAGUUACUGGACUUGGUGGCCGAGGCUGGGUCACUGUCUAGUUCAGAGCUGGCUCAGCGCAAAGAGAAUUUAAAACGACAGCAACAGAAACAACUCAAUGACUUUGACAACCACACGACUCAGAUGCUGGAACAGGCAGAAAGGGACAUAACUCCUCAGCUGGAGGUACAGCAGACCAAUGCCCGGCUCGACCUCAAGGAAAGACAACUCCAGGACCUGGCCAACGCGUUCAGGAAGUAUUCGCCGGCCGACACCCUCACCCAGAAGUACGAGGAAGAGGCGAGACAGGCGGCGGACGAUGCCAAGCGAUACCGUGAAAAUACUGUACAGAAGAUGAACGAGGAUUUGGAGAAGAUGAAAGCAGAGCAGAAACGAAGAGAAGAUGAGAGAAAGGCGAAGAUGAUCAGUAAACUACAGCAGCUUGAGAAGGAUCUUGAAGAAGAACACCGCCAAGAGAUGGAACGCCAACGAGAAAGAGAAGCCGAGCGAGAGAGACUCCGCAAACAGCAGCUGGACGAGCGAGACCAGAAAGAACGCGAACAGAUCGCCAAAGCCAACAUGAGCAAAGACGAAAAAACCCGACUCUUAAAAGAACAUGCGGAAAACAUGAAGAAACUUGAGGCCAACUCUCUGGAGGAGCAGAAACAAUCGAAAUCCAGUCUCCAGUCGAAGUUAGAAGCAAGACGAAACCGCCGGAAAGAGGUGGAAGUCGCAAAGCUAGAGAAAAGCGAACUACUUGAGGCGGACCAGGAAGAGAUAGACGCUCUGAGACGGAGGCAGCAGGAGGAGGCACUGCAGCAGACGCCAUUCACGCCACUCGCAGGAAGUACAACAGUCCCACAGCCAUCGCCGGGCGGCGGUCCCACACCAACAGGAAACAUGGAGCGUGAUUGGGUGAAUCUGCUGAUGGCGUCACCACUCUUCAAACAGAUCAAUGAGCUGGAGGCGAUGUUGGAGAAGACGGAAUUUGCGUCUGGUCAAGCUGGAGAUAAAGUUCUAGGUGCUGAUUACAGUAAGCCAUACAUGGAUGUGAAGGACGCGCAGUGGACAUGUCGUGGGGACCUCUCCCCCGUCGACAUCAACAGCAUCAGCCCCAGCCAGUUUGUCAUCUACCGUUUCGGCGUCUUCAUCAUCCGACUGCUACACCAGACCAUCGGAACCCCAGAGGUGACCCUGCUGUUGGCAUCAAACCUUCCGCCAAACAAUUAUGAAAAGAAUGCAUUCAGGAACUCGGUGUUCUUCGAGCACAAGAGGAAGAUUCUGUUUGUUCGGAAGGAGAGGAUUGAGUCGAUCGGAGAGUUCGUCAUGGUCAUUCUUCAUUCUCUCGCUCACAUCAAGACGGGAGACAUCACCGAUGAUUCAAAUGUGCUGUUCCUUCGAGAGUUUUAUAAGGCACUGAAGGUCGUGUGUCAGGAUAUGUUCUUCUCACGGUCACAGAACAGCCCAAGUGCGCAGUCUCUGAUUGGCUCAGCUUCAGCCAAUACACGACCAGCUCUCGAACAGGCUUUGGCCAGCACCCGUAACCCAGAUGAGAAAUUGAACGUAAUUGGUGAACUGAUUGAUAUGAGAGUGGACAGUCCAACCAGAGUGGAUUUCUCAAGCCAGAGAAUGUCUCAGAGAGUGUAUGGAUACGAAACAGUGGCCAGCAAUGCCCGACUCCGCCAGUAUCUGGCAUCCAAGGGAGGCUAUCAGACCUCAGGGGACGUAAUCAGCAACCGCAUGGCCGAGCUGAGAGGGUCUCCAACACCCACAUCUACACCAAGAAGCCCAUCUAAAAGACGAAUUCCACCAUCGAUCUUCUCCCCGCGAGACGUUCUCGACACACAGGUCGUAGAUCUACAGGCAAAGAGUGAUUCUGUCAACAUUCAGCUCGCUCAGAUUUUGCGAACAGAAGCUGACCUCCGAGAAGGUCUGAAGAAGCUGGACGAAAACUCUGACAUGGAGAGAGUGAAAGCCGCGCAGACCCAACUGACGGCCGUCCUCUUGAAGAAAGAGGACCUCGUCAAACAGGCGUCGUCCCUGGAAACGGAAAUCUUACAGAAAGAAAAAGCUCUAAAGAAAUCUAAAUAGAUGGACACAUACAAUGUACUGAGGUUUUUUCAAGAAACUGUGCAAGUUCAAGAAAUAACCAAAUUAUAUUGUGCAAAUUCCAGAUGGAUUACAUGAAAACAUAAACAAUAUUCUUGAGAACUGCUUGUGUUUUAAUAUACAGAAAGAACUGCAGAAGUCUGUAUAACAUAUAGGCAUUGGAAGCAGGGGGAACUUCUCCCACACAACAUUAAACUUUUCGCACCCGCUGAAAGGUGAAUUAAUACAUUUCUGUGUUCGUUCAUUGCUCCCACACAGCAUUAAACAUUUCGCAGCCCACUGAAAGGCGAAUUAAUACAUUUCUGUACCGACUCCUUCAUUUGCUGUCAAACUGUUUAAUAGAGAUAUAUAUCUCAAACCAAUUCCACUGUGAUAGAAUUCGACAAGAUGGAUCAUGUUCAUAAAGAACCGAGUAAUUUGAGAUUAGCCGCUGAAAAUACUUCUGAGAUAGAUUUUCUGUUGAAAAUAAAUAAAUUACUAUGCACUUAAAAUACUAUUUUCUAUGUACUAUUUGAACUUAAAAUACUUGGCAACCAUUUGUAUUUCUCUGAAAUGAAAUCAAGUAAACUGUGAUAUGUAGUUAUUGGCUGUUUGUGUACAUAGUAAUACAUAAAAGUUUGAUAUGUAGUUAUUGGCUGUUUGUGUACAUAGUAAUACAUAGUGCCUCUAUGACUCUUUAAUGUUAAUAUGGAGGUAUAAGUUUAUUCUAGGCUUUUUGGUUUUCAUUUAUUUAUUAUUUGUUUAAAAGAAUUUUUUAAUAAUAUUAUUAUACCUGUACUUAAGUUGUAUACAUUAUGAGAUUUGUGAUAUAUUAUGUUUCAUCAUGAUUGCAUAUGUUAAAUUAAAGCUAGAGAUAUUAAAGGGACUAUCCUGAGUUUGUAGCUACAAAGGUAUAUUAAAAGGUUUUCAGCAAAUACAAUUUUAGGAACAGUCUAUUUACAUAGGGAAUAUGCCAUUAGUUAGAGGUCAGGAUAAGUAUUCAUAAAAGAGAAAACAAUCCCAAGUUUUCUUAUAUUAUUAAAAUAACAAUUUACUUAAAUUUUCUAGCUUACAAAAUAAGCAUCUCUAUAGUCAAUACAUUUUUGGACAUCAUAAUAUCAAUGUCGAUUUUUGUCUAAAACAAUUUUAAAUUGUACAUGUACCGGUAUGUACAAAUUUAUUAUUUCUUUCAAAAGCAAAAAUAUGAGCUUGUAUAAACAGCUGAUGGAUUUUAUUUUUCAAUAUAAUUAUUUUAGGUACUAAUAAAUUGAAAUAGCUAAUGUAUGUUUUGUGGGGGUGGGUUUUUUAGUUUUGUUUGGGUUUUUUUACUAGUUAUUAGAUGUUGAUCCAGGUUAAUUCCUUUGAUUAAUUGGAGUAAUAUUUCGACAAGGCUAUCAUAGCUGAUUCAUUUCAUUUUACAAAUUUAUGACUCUUAGUUUUCAUUUCUUGUUUUCAUUUCUUUGAGCAAUAAUCAAUAACAUUUAUUUUGUGUAUAUAUACAUUUUUAAAAUAAUGUUAGAUAUUUUUUUAUUGUGUAUCAUAAACAGUAAUUACUUGUUUACUGUGUCAAUUGUAUAUAUAUAAAUUAUAAACACAGGUACAGGUAAGAAAUAUAAACCUUCUUUUUAAGUUGCAAAUUUCACACAUUCCAAUCCGUCCAUUUUGAAAAAUUAUAGUAGUAUAUCCACUAAUUAAAUUAUUUCCUUUGAUAUCCUGAAGUUAGUACCCACACUAUAAGUAUAGGUGGUGGUGGUGUUUUUAACUGACAUUUUUAACGUUGUUUGUCACGAAUUAUUAAGCCCCAACUCGCUGAAAUAAAAUGCAGCAAACCGAUAAUGAAAAUGUAAGCACCUUUAAAAAACAUUCUGGGGAAAGGCCUGUAUAGGUAUGUAAAACUUGUUAUAGUUGCACAUCAGUUCUUGUUGAAAACAGAAUUUAAUUUUUUAAUUUAAAAAAUAAUAUUAUUAAUCUAGAUUUUAUAUAACAAAUAAAUAAAAAAUAUUUUUUGUAUCAAGAAUGUAUAUUAUGUAAGACAUUUAACUUUUAUUGUACAUCAUGUAUUCUUUUAUUCUGUUUUGUAAUAUUUGAGCAUUUACAUUUUGGGGGUUUUCUUCGGUUGUAACACGUUUUAUAAAUGACUGAAUAUAAUGUAAUACAAUCUAUAAGUACAUGCAUAUAUCAUAUCUACAAAUGCAGUUCUUUAAAUGCAAGGAAAUAAUGUUUUGUAAUCAUUUAUUGUAUUAGUGUUACGAAUGUACUUAGUUUCCGUCCAGUGGUUUCCAUAGCAAAGCAUUUUGUGAUAAAUUUUAAAUUCCCCCUGUGAUUACAUGUAUUACGGUAGGUUUUUUUUUUUCUAAAUUGAAGGUAAACCCUUGUUAUUAUUUAUUUUGAAGUGUUUGUAAAUAGACGUAUUAAUAUAUACUGACAUGUACCAGUAUUUAUUUUGAAGUGUUUGUAAAUAGACGUAUUAAUAUAUACUGACAUGUACCAGUAAUUAAUAUAUACUGACAUGUACCAGUAAUUAAUAUAUACUGACAUGUACCAGUAAUUAAUAUAUACUGACAUGUACCAGAAAUUAUUUCUCUUUCAUGUUUUCAUAUUUUUUAAAACAAUUUUCUUGACUCUACAUGUACUGUUUUUACUUUUUAAUAAAUUGUUUUCUGUACAAA
Molecule: messenger RNA, 32504 nt
Organism: Gigantopelta aegis
Lineage: Eukaryota; Metazoa; Mollusca; Gastropoda; Neomphalida; Peltospiridae
Exons: 138
Coding region: 85-29838 (9917 amino acids)
Cellular component (GO): extracellular region
Molecular function (GO): chitin binding
Source: RefSeq, a predicted model, not a curated record